GUUUGAUUGUAAAUCCUUCAUUGAAAGUACUGUAUGCGGGCCAAAUUCUUCUUCGAGACUGCCCUGAUAGCUCUCAAGACAAGUACCUAGGUAUUGAACAACGCCCUCUGCUCCAAAACUGUCGUACGAUUGUUGGUCACCAUACAAGAAGCUAUUUGGGGGCUGCUUCCCAUAGUGUUGGUGGGCGGUUUUUUCUGGAUCAUUCAUCAAUGCUGUCACUUAUUCUACGAUAAUCAAAGUGCAAGAAAAUUGACUUGCGCAUCAGAUCAAAAGAAAAGAUGGGAAUGUUCACUCUGUUGCAGCAGGUUCUGAGUCAAAUUUUGUUCUUCAGCGCCACGUCGAUCCUAUGCUAUCUUGUUGGCUCCGUGAUCUACAACCUCUAUUUCAGCCCUUUAGCUAAGUACCCCGGUCCCUUCUGGGCCAAAGUGUCGUCUCUGCCUAGUUUCUAUUAUACUUUCACUGGUUAUCGACAUAUCUGGAUCUGGCAAUGCCAUCAAAUAUAUGGCGACACGUUUCGAUAUCGUCCAGACGGAGUCAUCAUCAACAACCCCUCAGGAUAUCGAGGUAUAUACGGCAAUAAAGCCAAUGUCAAGAAGGGAAAGCUCUACGAGGUUGCCCCUAGAAAUCCCUACCACUUCAGUACCCUGAACACGGUAGAUCGAGCGGCUCAUGAUCGAAAAAGACGAAUCUUGAAUGCGGCAUUUUCGGACAAAGCCAUCAAGUCUGCAGAGGACUUCAUAAUCAAGCAUGUCGAUCGGUGGUGUCAGCUGCUUGUGGAGGAUGUGGAUAGCACAGGUUGGACACCUGCGAAGAACAUGAAGGAUAUCACCAACUACCUGACGUUUGACAUUAUGGGCGACUUGGCUUGGGGAAAAUCUUUCGAGUUGAAGGAGCCGAACGAGGAUAACCCACUUCGGGAGAUUCCACACAUAAUUUCUGGCUAUCUAAAGUUCUUCUACCCCUUAAUACAAUCUCCCUUUUUGAAUGUUUGGGUUUGGCUCAAAUUCAGGGGCCUCAACUCGAUCCUUGAACGGAUAUCACCACCCGAGGUCAAGCAGUUUCACAAAUUUGUUAAUGAUACUCUGGUUGAAAGGACAGAGUUGGAGAAAUUGCGCAAGCAAGGAUCUGAAGAAAAUAUGAGGAAAGAUACGUUCCAUUACCUCUACCAUGCUGAGGAUCCGGACACUGGAAAGCCUGCCUAUACAAUGGAAUCCCUAUAUGCGGAAGCAGAGCUUCUCAUAUUAGCAGGGGCAGAUAGCACUGGACUAGCCAUUCGAAGUUUUCUGUUUUACAUCACUCGCAAUCCUCGAGCCUAUACUCGAAUCACAAAAGAGAUUCGCACUACCUUUGGCCUCGUUGAUGAGAUCAAAAGUGGCCAAAAUCUAUCAUCCUGCUACUACAUGCGUGCAUGUAUUGACGAAGCUAUGAGAUUGACUCCACCAGGACCUAGCGAAAGCCCCCGAGAAGUUUUGGAAGGAGGGAUGGAAAUCGAUGGCCAAUUCUUCCCUGCUGGAACCAUCCUUGGAAGUGGAGAGUGGGCACUCUUUCGAAAUGAAGAAUGUUUCGGAGACCCAGGGACAUUUCGGCCAGAGCGCUGGAUCGUGGACGAAGCUGGAGGAGUGAGUGCUGAAAGUGUCGCUCUUGCACAAUCAGCGUUCGUGCCGUUUUCGAUUGGGACUGGUAGUUGUGCUGGACAGAAAUUGGCUAUCCUUGAACUACAGCUUACCAUUGCAAGACUUCUAUUCUUGGUGGAUCUGAAGACCCCUAAAGGAAACUCAUUGGGUGGCGGCGCGCCAGAGUUGGGCUGGGGCAGAAGAGAUAGGAACCAGUAUCAAGUUGCCGACACUUACAUGUCGCAGACCAACGGACCGUUGGUGCAAUUCAGCAAACGACAUAUAUGAGAUUUGGGGUCGCUAGUAUUGUAGUUCUACAGAUUCUUUUCACCUCGAUAUCUUUAUUUCUGAACCAAGUAGCCUCGCUCUAGG
Mollisia scopiformis is the source of this 1985-nucleotide messenger RNA. RefSeq names its product cytochrome P450 monooxygenase-like protein. NCBI's taxonomy places the organism in Eukaryota, Fungi, Ascomycota, Leotiomycetes, Helotiales, Mollisiaceae. Gene Ontology annotation, molecular function: heme binding; oxidoreductase activity, acting on paired donors, with incorporation or reduction of molecular oxygen; monooxygenase activity. Bases 279 to 1901 code for a protein of 540 amino acids. The record is from RefSeq and is a predicted model, not a curated record. The transcript is spliced from 5 exons.